AUGAUUAAUUCCUUUGGUUUUAUUAUGAUUGAAACUUUUUUUUUCUAUAAAGAUAGUGAACAAGGUGAAGACCAAUGGAGAGAUUUUACUGGUCUUGAAAGCAAAGAAAUUCGUCGUGGAUUUAUUCGAAAGGUUUAUUCAAUUCUUAUGAUUCAAUUAGUGAUUACAUUUGGUCUUAUCGCAAUAUUUCAUUUUAUACUAUCGAUUCAUGAUUACGUGCGAAGUUCGAAUGGUCCAUGGCUUUAUUGGAUAUCAUAUAUUGUUUUUUUGGUUAUUUAUUGUGUAUUGAUUUGUUCACAACGUGCCGCACGAAGGUUUCCACUUAAUCUUAUUUUACUCGACAUUUUGAUGGGUAUGAUUUCAGCAUAUUACAAAAUUGAAUCAGUAUUAAUCGCUGUUGGUAUAACAGUAUUCGUUUGUUUGGGUAUUACAUUAUUUUCCUUUCAAACAAAAUAUGAUUUUACAUCAUGUUUUGGAGUUUUACUUGUGAUUUCAUUGAUAUUUUUAGCUUUUGGAAUCGUUUGCAUUUUUACUUAUUCAAGAUUCUUGGCUGUUGAUACACGAUUACUUAUCGGUGGAAAACAACAUGAAAUAAGUGCUGAAGAUCAUGUUUUUGCAUCAUUGAUGCUUUAUAUUGAUGUUCUUUAUAUAUUUAUAUAUAUUCUUAGUUUGUUGGGCAAUUGGAAAUAAAAUUACUUUUUUUAAUAAAAUGUUAACACGUAUUGUAUAACAAUUAUCGUGCAUAGUUCACUUUCAUUUCUUCGUUGCCUAUAUCCUCUUUAUUAUUUGCUUCUAUUCAUCUAUUGAAACUUCAACUCUAGGCUUUAUAAGAUUUCAUGUAUCAAUGGCUCUAUAUUUGUGUUUAAUUAUAUUUGGAAAGAAAAAUAAAUUUGUAUUUGUGUGCUGAUGUCACGUCAUUAUAAAUUAGACAACAAAGAUAAAGAAAAAACACUUUAAUUCAAGUUCAAUGAAAGUGUGACGCAAUUGAAUCGCUCCCUCUUCUCUUUUACCAAUUGUGCUUAGUUCUUGCAGUUGUUUCUUUUUCAAUAAUGAAUAUAUGACGCCAAAGUACACACUUAAGAGACACUUUUCUAGAUCAUGUCAAGAAUCAUGUCAUACAAAAACACUAUCAUCUAUCUUUUUGAUUAUCGCACAUGAAAGGGCUUGUAAAAAAGCCUAUAAAGUCAAAACUCUAGAAUUCUCUGAUUGAUAUUUGAAUAUAUACGAAAGAAAUAUUCCUUUUUAAAUAUGAGGCAAUCAUCUACAUCCACACCCUAUACCCACCAUCUGUGGGUGGUAUGUAGCUUCUUUAUUAAAACUCAAAUGUUUAAAGCAGAAACGAAUUAGAUGAAUAGAACCCAAAAGAGAUUGAUUGUGUUGUCCGAAAAAUUAAGUCUCUACUUUGUAUCUUCAAAAUAUAUAUGAAAAAGAAAAAAAAUAAUGACAUAUGAAAGUUGUUAUCGGUUUAGGUCUCAUUCAUCAUGCUAGUUUUCUUCUUUGUUCGUAAUUUAAAUUCUCAAGGCUGUAUGAGAAGAAAUACGGGAUCGAAACCAGAUAAGAGUUUGCAACAUGAUAUAAACAGCCACUAUCAACUCUUCUUUUUAAAUAAUUAUCAAGAAGGUAAAAGAUGAAUUGAAGCUUUUUAUAUAAUAAUAUUCUUCGUAGGAACCUGAUAUCCAUUAAAUCAAUCGUUACAUCUUACAUAUUCAAGAGGAAAAAAAACACAAGAGUAACCACCUAAUGAGACAUAAUAUUUGGAAAAAAGUGAGCGAUUAGGUAACGCCUAUUCACAAACUUUUAAAAGACGAUUGAGGAAGGAGUCAAAAAUAAGUCAUUUUACUCAUUAGGAGUUUACUUUCAAGGAUUUGUUUGUAUAAGAGGAGAUGAACGUGCGUGAAGAGAUGAAAUAUGGGUGUGGGUAUCAUUCUGUUCUUCAAAAACAAAUUUAGACACAAACGGAGACCCAGACUCACACCCCACACCCUAAAUAUUCUCGACUGCAUGAAUAUGAUGCAUUGCGUGUCUCCACAUAUUUAAAAUGUUUCUGCUGACUAUGCAUUGCAAAGUGCUCUCCAGUUUUCAGUGCAUCCCUCGCAUGGUUUAUAAGAUUUUGCUUCAAUAGCAUACAGAAAAUACGACUGUAACUACGUAAUUGAAUUGUUUCAUGAAGAGUGACUUAAUAUUGACUUUAGCCACUGUUUGUGGAUGAUAGCUCUCAUAUAAUCACACACACACAUGCACACAGAUUUGAUAGAAAUAUCAAUUGCAUUUCUUCUUCUUCUUUUUGAUCUUACUAUAGUCUGUCUCAACCACUAAUUCGUUUUCAAGGAUUUUUGCGUUAUUCUUCUAUUUUUCGGUUUCAUCUUGGCCAGUUUGACGAAAAUAUCUGUCCCAUUCAAUUUCUGAUGAUGCAUAAGUUAAACGCUGUCUUCAUCGUUCUCGCGAUGACCACAAUCUAUUCGCUCACCCCUGUCGCAGCCGAUGUCACUUGUCUUGAAUGUCUCAGCAUUCGGUUGAAUUUGACAGCUGACACGAAGAUUAACACCAGCAGUUGUACGAACAUCGAAGCCAAGUUCUGUCUAUCAAGUCUACGCCUGGAUUAUGGGUAUGAAAGUGAGAGCUUUGCACAGUUUCUCGGGUCUCCUACAGAGGUGCUCCUUAGAGGUCUGCGGGACAGUCCCGAAUCCCGAAAAAUCCCGAAUGUCCCGUCCCGCGGGACAAUCGGGAUUGUCCCGAAAAUUUUUCGGGACGGGACAUUCGGGACCGGGACAAUUCAAAAAAUUUCGGGGCGGGACAUUCGGGAUUCGGGACUUUUAAGAAAAACCGGUUGUCCCGAAAUUCCAAAAUUCAAAUAUAAGAAUAUCUCGUAAAUUUGAGACUUAUUAUUUCUAACAAAUAUUUUGAUAUUUAAAUGAAUAAUAUAACAGAAAAGCC
Molecule: messenger RNA, 2934 nt
Organism: Rotaria sp. Silwood1
Lineage: Eukaryota; Metazoa; Rotifera; Eurotatoria; Philodinida; Philodinidae
Source: the annotation of a GenBank genome assembly